Molecule: messenger RNA, 2779 nt
Organism: Cladocopium goreaui
Lineage: Eukaryota; Dinophyceae; Suessiales; Symbiodiniaceae
Source: the annotation of a GenBank genome assembly
AUGGCGAGGGUUGCGGUUCUCGCGGUUCUUAUGAUGCAGGCGCUUGCGGAUCAGGCCUGUCAAGAGGAGACUUGUCAGGAGGAGAGCUCGACUCUGAUGCAGCUCAAUCACCGAGAGAUGACGGGUGAUGAGCUCAAUGAGUUGAAUGAGGGUCUUCCAUGGUGGGUCAAGAAGAAGAUCAUUGACUCACGUCGAGAGAGUCACCCAGCUCCUCCUCCCCCCCCCCCGGCACCUCCACGCUAUCCUUGCUCCAUCGCAGAGCCGCAGUCGCCACGCAACGUGAGUAAAGAUUUCGUGGGAUUGUUGCCUCCGAAAGUGAAGCCCGUCGGUUUGUAUGAUGAGUUCCCCAAUCUGAUCCACGUGAACACGCACUUUCACUUGGGUGGUGAACACCAAAACGUGGAAGAUGGGGGCUAUUCCCUCAACUCUACCGAUGCCGUGCUUGGGGAUAUCGUUCCCAAUGACAUCCGCCCAGGAUAUUUUUGCGCUCCAGUGAACCAGGGACCACCAACCAAUGACACCUGGACCUUGGAUGAUUACAACUGGACAUCUUGCAAAAAUGUGAAGAUGGGCUACACCUAUGAGUUUCACUGGGUCCAUUCCACGGCCGGGCCCAUUGACGGGGUUUUGACGGGCGGCUUGGGUGGUGUCUUCAAUCGAUCCAUAAAUCCAACGGCCUUUGUGCGAGGACAGAUCUGUCGCAUCGUGAACUGGCCAGAACAAGAAUACAAAAUGUUCAACACGACCUGGCGCGAACCAGCGCUUGCGGAUCAGGCCUGUCAAGAGGAGACUUGUCAGGAGGAGAGCUCGACUCUGAUGCAGCUCAAUCACCGAGAGAUGACGGGUGAUGAGCUCAAUGAGUUGAAUGAGGGUCUUCCAUGGUGGGUCAAGAAGAAGAUCAUUGACUCACGUCGAGAGAGUCACCCAUCGCCACGCAACGUGAGUAAAGAUUUCGUGGGAUUGUUGCCUCCGAAAGUGAAGCCCGUCGGUUUGUUCGAUGAGUUCCCCAAUCUGAUCCACGUGAACACGCACUUUCACUUGGGUGGUGAACACCAAAACGUGGAAGAUGGGGGCUAUUCCCUCAACUCUACCGAUGCCGUGCUUGGGGAUGUCGUUCCCAAUGACAUCCGCCCAGGAUAUUUUUGCGCUCCAGUGAGCCAGGAACCAGAAAUGGAUGACAACUGGACCUUGGCUGAUUACAACUGGACAUCUUGCAAAAAUGUGAAGAUGGGCUACACCUAUGAGUUUCACUGGGUCCAUUCCACGGCCGGGCCCAUUGACAGGGUUUUGACGGGCGGCUUGGGUGGUGUCUUCAAUCGAUCCAUAAAUCCAACGGCCUUUGUGCGAGGACAGAUCUGUCGCAUCGUGAACUGGCCAGAACAAGAAUACAAAAUGUUCAACGAGACCUGGCGCGAACCAGUCAGAGACUCAAUUGUGUACAUUGGCUCCACCACCGGUACGUCCUACGACAAUUUCCGAUGCUCUCCAGCCGAAGUGUCAUGGCACGUGGAUCGAGAGUGCUGCAUUCUGUCGGCACAGAACAUGGACCGUCUGUGCGCAGACUUGUUGGAGUAUGGCCGAAACAUGGAAGGUUCCAUUCACAAGGGAGUCAUGUUCGAUAUCAGGGACGCUUCGGUGGCCGGCUGUUGCACCUUAGCGGAAGGCACUGAUUUCCCACUGCUAUUGGAACAGCUCCAUAGCAGGGGAAAACUCUUUGAGUUGCUUUCGACACUGGAUGGGCAUCGUGGCUGGAUGUUGCAGGCAAAAAAGAUGCAAGACAGUGAACGCAGUCCGAGGCCCUUUCGGAUCCUUUCGGAUUGUCAGAUUCUCGGAGUAUUCUGGGAGACUCGGCAUCAAGUCAUGGCGAGGGUUGCGGUUCUCGCGGUUCUUAUGAUGCAGGCGCUUGCGGAUCAGGCCUGUCAAGAGGAGACUUGUCAGGAGGAGAGCUCGACUCUGAUGCAGCUCAAUCACCGAGAGAUGACGGGUCAUGAGCUCAAUGAGUUGAAUGAGGGUCUUCCAUGGUGGGUCAAGAAGAAGAUCAUUGACUCACGUCGAGAGAGUUUGUACGAUGAGUUCCCCAAUCUGAUCCACGUGAACACGCACUUUCACUUGGGUGGUGAACACCAAAACGUGGAUGAGGGGGGCUAUUCCCUCAACUAUACCGAUGCCGUGCUUGGGGAUAUUGUUCCGAAUGACAUCCGCCCAGGAUAUUUUUGCGCUCCAGUGAACCAGGGACCAGCAGGCAAUGACAGCUGGACCUUGGAUGAUUACCACUGGAAAUCUUGCAAAAAUGUGAAGAUGGGCUACACCUAUGAGUUUCACUGGGUCCAUUCCACGGCCGGGCCCAUUGACGGGGUUUUGUCAGGCGGCUUGGGUGGUGUCUUCAAUCGAUCCAUAAAUCCAACGGCCUUUGUGCGAGGACAGAUCUGUCGCAUCGUGAACUGGCCAGAACAAGAAUACAAAAUGUUCAACACGACCUGGCGCGAACCAGUCAGAGACUCAAUGGUGUACAUUGGCUCCACCACCGGUACGUCCUACGACAAUUUCCAAUGUUCUCCAGCCGAAGUGACAUGGCACGUGGAUCGAGAGUGCUGCAUUCUGUCGGCACAGAACAUGGACCGUCUGUGCGCAGACUUGUUGGAGUAUGGCCGAAACAUGGAAGGUGAUGUGCAACCGGCACCAUCUCGUCUUCUUGUUGCACCCUUCAUCUCAGACACCAACGCCUCGUUCAUUGCCAACUACUCCUCCACGUGAGUUGGGAGACAAUUUUUGAUCGAAG